CCGGCCAUCAUCGUCCCUGCCCCUGCUGUCUGAUCGCCAUUGCAUUGGCUGCGAGAAUUCUCGGCUGCAUGUCCGAUGCUGGCAGUGGCAAUAAUGGAGUCAUCCGAGCUCAGCUCAUUGCCGGAUCCGAUGAUCAGUAACGCGCCAAAAACGCGACGUACCUAUGGCCGCCAGCGGCCUUCCGUGGAGCCUCAGGACGAAGAAGACACGUCCUUGGACGAGGAAAAGGGUCAGGAAGGUGCUGAAACUAACGCUGCAGAGCGGCGAACGCGAUUCAUUCCACCAUCCUCGAGCGCAAUCACCGUUAUCGCUUCGGACAAGGUUGGCCAGAAUGCGCGCUCGUCUCAGUCUACCGCGACCACUGAACCAAAUGCCUCAGCCGACCUUACGGCCUCCAGCCCUUCGCCACGCAAGCGCCAGCGGCAAAGCUCAGGCAAUCACACUGAGGAAACUACAGCGACUACUUUGCCCGGUGACGACGACGAAAGUCAAAGUUCCGAGCGCGCCGUGAAUGGCAAGUCAAUGCGUCCGCUCCAGGGCGAACUGGGCGAAGACGCGUCUGUGACUGCAAACGCCAUGACUUCGCGUCACCAUCGAAGUGUCGGUUCUUCACAGUUGAGCUCCCUGCCGACGUCCUUCCUCGAAGGUCAUCGCCCCACGCAACCGUCCUCCGAACACAUUCCUCCAAGCAUUAAACCCAAGCCGUCGGGAUCCAGAAGCCAGCUUCAAAACAGGAGUAGCUACGCGGAGAGUGCUGGUGAUGUUGCGAGCGGUCAAGAAGGAGAGCACGAUAGCGCUCAUGAAGUAGCUGCUGUAGAGCCGAUCAGGCUCAAGAGCAACACGUUCGCUGGGAAGAUGAAGGCGCGUAAUGUCAAUGCGAAUCCAUCACAUCGCCUCGAACGUGUGGGCCGUCCGCAAGCCGUAGAUGAACGCGACAGCAUCCAAAAUGACUCGGAUUCGAGCGGUGAUGAUUCUCGUGGUGCGCGUCUUGCGGCCGGGCCUUCCAAGGCGGACAAGCUCAAAGCCCUUGCCGAGCGCCGCCGCGUUGCUACAGUGUUAGAAGAAGUGGAAGAAGGGAUGCCUGCGGCCAAAGCUGGUCCAUCAACUGCUUUCAAGCCCAUCCCGGCAUCUGUUGCCAUACAGCACACACUUUCCGGCAAACAUCAUGAAUCGGAAGGUGACGAACUUGAUGAGCUGGACGACCAGGAUGAUGAUGACAUCAUGAACAGUGACGGUAGCGACAUCGACAACGACCUUCCCGAUCUUGGCAAGACGCUGCAAACUGUCGCGCGCCAGAAGAAGACGGAGCAAGCACUCGAACGCAAGGAAAUGCUGGAACGAUUCAAGCAGAACCGACGAGAUGGCAGGGCAAACAAGGGGGACAAGCCGCAGACGAAACUGGUGGAGGAUGAAGAAUCUAGCAGUGAAAUAAGCAGUGGUGACGGCAGUUGUACCGGCUACGAGAAAAGUCUGUGGACGAAGCCGAAGACGAAGAAGACCAAGGGAAGCAGGAGAACUGAGGCUGCGAAACCUCUAAAGAUCAAACCGCUCAGCGCGCGCGAGAAGGAGGAAAUGAUCAAAGAGUCCGAGCGGCUGGAGCGUGUCAACAAGACGCGCAAAGCACGCGAAGCGUACGAGAGUCGGGUGGAGAAGGCGCCGCCGCAGCUCUUCGGCCUGUCUGAAAUGCGGCAACGAAUCCAAGCCAAAGAAGAACAGCGCAAGCGCGAUGAACAGCUCAGACGCUCCGGGAAUGUGCUGGGGCGCCGCGUGUUUGGCACACAUCCUUCUGAUCCCAUCGAGGACUUUGGACCCAGCACGCAAGCUUCCAGCUCCGCCCAACCGCGCAGGAUCUCUCCCCGGACCACCCCGCCACGGGCACAGCAUCCGACUGAACGUGCCGCUGAUUCGAUGUCCACGGGCGUCAAGCGGGAGCUCUUUCUGGAACAGUCAGACGAUGAAGAUCCACGUCUACAGACCACUGUGGAAAACAUGCUCAAAAGUCACCUUGAGGAUCUCGAGCGCAAGGCCGCCAAGCAAGCUUGGCAAGAACGGAAGUUGAUAAUGUUCGCCAGGCACGAGGCCAAAAAGAAGGCAAUCGCGCCCAGCCAUGAUCGGGCUGGCAGUGCAGAAGGCAACGGCGCCGGAGACCGUGCGAUGGAUAGCAAGCCGCUUGCCGUUCUGCAAGACAUGGAGGUGAAGCAUGUGCGAUCACUCGUGACGAUGGGCUCAACCCCACAGGCUCCAGGUUGUGCGAAAGAUGAAUACAGCAUUGUCAAAGGCGGUCGUGCCGUCCUUUUCGCUGAGGACAUUGCGACCUUCGCAAAGGAGGCAACCCCAGAACCAGCGUCUCACGCUCACGCUCCAGUGCACAGUAGCAAGCAUGCGCCCGGAUUUGACCAUGUCACCAAUGGGUCGCUCAACUUGAGUCUUAGAGAGCGCAUGCGCUUGCAGAACCGUCAGAAGCGGUCCUUGCAAGCCGAUCUGGCGGCUAAGAAAGGCAUCAAGGCUCUCAAAGCUUAUGAUCCCACGGAGCGCACCGUGCAUGCGACUGCGGAAGAGAUCGAGGAGGCGCUCAAGGCUGUCGGGGAGGGCGGUGAAGGGAACGACGACGACAAUGCCGAUGAUUCGGACUUUGACGCCGGGAGCGCAUUCAGCGGCGACAUCGAGCAGGAAGAAGCCAGCCGUGCACAAUUUGACAUUGCCUCAGGCAGCGAGGAGAAUGACGAGGAUAGUGAGAAGGAAAACGACCCCCCGCCACGCAGUCUUCCAAGCAGCCAACACAGUUUCAGAUCCGCAGCAACCGCUGAAGUGCACGGCCAACAGGACAACGACGAGGAUGAAGAUGCAGGUCCAACCCACCAGACCGCCCGUGCACAUCGCCGCCAUGCUGUUGCGUCAGAUGAGGACGACGAAGAAACUGUUCGUCCCAGUCCGCAAUGCAGGUCGAUCUCGCAGGGCAGCGGAUCACGCUCCGUCCUUGGGCCGCUCGUGCAGCAGCAGGAGCAAUCACCGGCGAUGGAAGUCGGGGAGCUGGAAGAACCGAAUCCAGCGCAAGGCACUUCGUGCUCAUCUCAGCUGAUGCCGCCGCCGCCAAUAAUCGAGACGCAGCGACCGUUCGGAUUUACAGCGUCUGGUUCGGAUCUCAAACUGGGAGACGAGCCGGGCCUUUCGAACGAUGUCUUUGGGCAAUUCUUCACAAAUACACAAACUCAAGCCAAGUCCUUCGGCCUCCCGAGUGCGCCAAUCGGCCGACAGCCUUCCUCCGUCCUCGGUACUGAGGGCAUUGGCGGGUUCAGCCAAUUCUUCCAAGAGACGCAAGCGGGGGCCAGUACGCAGAAUGAAGACAACCAAGCUUCUGCGGCGAAUGACGCGUUUGCAGCGCUGCGCAAGGAACAGGCCUCCAAAGCCGUCCUUGACUCUGACGAUAUGCUUCCAUCCAUCGACACCGAGGAUGCUGACCGAUAUGAAGCAGAGGCUGAUGAGGCUGAGCAGCGGCAUCUGUUGCAGCAACGGAGGGCGAUGUUGGACACGCCGAAGCAAUAUCUCAACAAGUACGGGCUGUACACGCAGACGAAGCCAUCAAUGCAGAGUCAAGCGAUCGAGAGUCAGAGCCAAGACUGGCUUGGGGCAACUCCACAACACAGCUUCUUUGAGAGUGUCGAGGAUGAGCACGAAUCACCGCCGCUAGAAAGCCCAAGCAAGGAGCCGCAGCAGCGUAUCAAGCGCCGCUUCAGACUGGGCAACCGCCAAUCGUCGCCUGCAGCGGAGUCUAACAAAGGGCUUGCAAUGAGAGAGGAUGAGCAGAAGUCCGCACAGCAUCUGAGGGGGUCAAGUAAGCAAACCGUGUCACAGUCCGAGUUCAGGGAUGAGGAAAGUGCGGACGAGGCCGAGGAGCUGCAAGAGGCGCAAUCAUCGCUUCCAACGCAAUCUCAGAAUGCAUUCCAAGCACUCAUGGCCGGGGCCGCAGCUGCUGAGCAACCGCAACAACAGCCCGAAUCGCGCAAGCGCAAGUCUGCAUUCAUUGAGGGUGAGGCUGCGGAAGACUCAGAGGAGGAGCUCGGCGGUUUCUUCUCGAGGCAGCGCAAGGGCGGUGCAAUGGCGGGCGUCUUCAGCGAUGACGAGAAGGACGAUGGCGGAGAUGAGGAGGACUCUGAGGACGAUGGAGAUGCUAAAGACAUCGAGGGCCUCGUCGAUGAUGUCAAGGAAAAAGAUGAGGCGAUGAAAGAUGAGAUGAUGAGACAGAAAGUCAAAGAGCAUCAAGCUGAAGAUGACGCGGCAUUGGAGAAGCGGGUUACACGUCUCGUCGACGGUAAAUGGCGCUUGUCGAAGAAGGGUAGCAGCGCGAUGGAGGACGCACUCGACGAGGAUGCAGACGAUGCAGACGACUUGCGACGUAUCCAGAUGCCGGCUGCAUACCGCGCGCACAAGCGCACGGUCGAUGGCGAGGAUGGCUUGGAGGCUCUGAAAAACAACCCUGAAUGUGCAGCCUUCCUCCGAAGCUACCACGGCGCCGCCGAGAAAGCUGAAAGCGGCAUGAACUUUUUGGCAGAGGUGGAUGGUGGAGAUUCAUCUGGCGAUGAUUCUGAUCAUUCAGAGGGAGGCUCUGCAGACGAUGAUCCGACGCGGGAGAAGAUUGACAUGGCAGAGCUUCGCAAGCAUUUGCGUGAACAGAAGAGGCUUGCGCGAGAGGAGCUAAGGCGUAAGGCUCAGCGGAUCGAGGAUGAUGAAUCGGAGGAUGAGCGCGAGGCUGCUGAGCAUGAGAAGCAGGAGGCCGAGCAGCUAAAGCGCAAACGGGAACUAAAUAGCGACGACGAGGGUCAGAUUGAGGUGCAUGACCGGUUGAGGAGCAGGGAAGCGGCAAUAGCGCUAGCGCCUUCAACUCUCCAUGGAGCGUCGGCAGGGCAGGCCGAAGAAGAUGACUACCACCUCCGUCUCUUCAAAGCCCGCACUGCCCCUAACAAAGAGAGGCUGGAAGAGUUCGCCCAGGAGAACGACUUCUCGAAUCGCGCACAGACCUUCCAGAUGGGAGGUGAAGGUGGCGGCGGCCGGUCAGGCGCAGGACAUGGUUCGUCUGUGACGAGCUUCCUGACGAACGGUCGCGCCGCUCGCACAGCCGACGCGUCGCAGCAAAAGAAAGCAGGCAGCAAAUCGACGUGGACGACGAACACAAGCGGAGCAGGCGCUGCGAUGAAGAACCCUACGCAGGCGCCGACAAAGGCGAAAGUCUUAACUGCCCUGUCGAGCAGAAGUCAGAAGUUCAAAUGAGCCAGCGACGAAUAAUCCCAAGGACCUAAUUAUCACAUAUCACAUGCCUCAAUGUAGCAUAGCAAUCAAACAUGA
Tilletiaria anomala UBC 951 is the source of this 5340-nucleotide messenger RNA. RefSeq lists its product as uncharacterized. The coding region runs from base 94 to 5265 and encodes 1723 amino acids. Lineage: Eukaryota; Fungi; Basidiomycota; Exobasidiomycetes; Georgefischeriales; Tilletiariaceae. The transcript has 4 exons. The record is from RefSeq and is a predicted model, not a curated record.